Diversispora eburnea is the source of this 1800-nucleotide messenger RNA. The record is from the annotation of a GenBank genome assembly. NCBI's taxonomy places the organism in Eukaryota, Fungi, Glomeromycota, Glomeromycetes, Diversisporales, Diversisporaceae.
AUGCCUAUCACUACCAAAGGUCUCUCUCUUGCUGCUAGAAAAAAUAUUCGAGAUGAACUUACUAAUAAAAUCCCUCAACUCGUUAAAACUUUAAAUUCCGUUACUGGAUCUGAUUACGAAUUUACUGUAGAUCUUAGUACGCUUUAUGAUGAUGAAGUUAAAGCAUCUCCCGAUAAUAAAGAUUGGAUAAAUAAUAAUUUGGGUUCUUUCACUUUCCAAUAUUUUGAUUCAUUGGUGGGUUACAUUAAAAAUUAUACCAUUAAUGAUGAUUUGGUUUGUACAAAUUUUAUUAAAUUAACCGAUAAGAAAGAAAUUCAACUUCUUCAUGAUGAAGAAAUGGAAGAAGGUUAUAAUAAAGUUGAAGUUGUUGAUGGAAUUAUUUUUAUUAAAAUUAAACCUUCAUGUUUUGGUACUAACAUUAGUGGAGUUGGAUAUAAUUUAAUUGACGUUUUAAAAUCUAAAGAUGAAGUUUUACCCGUAAAAGCUAAAAAAAAUAUUCGUGAUGAAUGGGAAUUAAAAUUACCUAAUCUUAAAAAAAUUUUAAAACAAGCUGUUGGUGAAAAUUAUGAAUUUGUAGUAAAUUUUGAAGAACUUUAUACUGAAGUCAUUUCCGCUCCAGAAAAUGAAUCUAAUAUUGAUUGGUAUACUGGUAGAUUAGGUGAAAUCGUUUAUGGUUAUUUUGAUUCGUUAAUUAAUUACAUCAAGAAUUAUACUCAAAAAGAUGAUUUGGUUAGAUCAGAAUUUCUUAUUACUACUUCAACCAGAAAAUUUAAUUUCGUAAUUGAUGACGAAAUUGAAGAAUAUAAUGUAACUGAAGUUAAAGAUGGUACACUUUUUAUUAAAGUUAAACGAACCACGUUAGGUACAAAUAGUUCAUCAAUCGGAUAUAAUUUAAUUGAUGUUAUUAAAGUUCCGGAAUCUACACUUCCAUUAAAAACCAAGAAAGAUAUUAGAGAUGAAUGGGAAACUAAAAUUCCUGCCUUAAAGAAAAAAUUAAAAGCGGCAACUGGAGAAAAUUAUGAAUUUGAAAUUGAUUUUGAAGAUAUUUUUAUGUUAGCUAUCAAAGCUAAUGAAGAUCAAGCUCAAUGGUAUAAAGAUAGAUUAGGAAGUAUGACUUAUCAAUAUUUUGAUUCAUUAGUGGGAUAUAUUGAACGAUAUACUAAAAAGGAUGAUUUAGUUCGUCAAGAAUUUAUUGAAUUAACUCAUGCUAAAACUUUAUGUUUAAUUACUGAUGACGAAAUCGAUGAAUAUAAUCAAAUUGAAAUUAAUAAUGGUAAACUUUAUAUUAAAGUUCCACCUAAAUAUUUGGGAACUAAUGCUAGUCCAGGAUAUGAUUUAGUUGAUAAACUUCACGCACCAAAUUCAGUUUUACCAUUAAGAACAAAGGUAAAUAUUCGUGAUGGUUGGGAUACUAAAAUUCCCGCCUUAAAGAAAAAAUUAAAAGAAGCAACUGGAGAAGAUAUUGAAUUUGUCGUUGAUUUUGAUAAUAUUUAUGAAACAGCUAAAAAGAAUUCUGAUGAUGACGGAAAAUGGGUUUCAGGUAGAUUGGGAGAAACAACUUUUGAUUAUUAUAAUUCAUUAAUUGGAUAUAUCGUUAAAUUAACUAAAGAUGAUGAUUUAGUUAGAGAAGGAUUUAUUGAAGCGGUAGAAACUAAAAAUAUUUAUCUUAUAUUUGAUGAAGAAAUAACUGAUUAUAAUGAUAUUGAAGUUAAAGAUGGUGGAUUAUAUAUUAGAAUUGGAUUAAAAUAUUUUGGUACUAAUACUGGAGGAUGCGGUUAUAAUCUUAUUAAUGUCUUGUAA